UGUUGUCGCUUUAUGGCGUGCAGCGGCGAUUCAUUUGUACUAUAAAAUGCUUUCUUCGGACAGAUUAACAACGUUUUCUGAUGACGGAAGUAUAUUUGUUCAUUUUUCAAGUGACAAUACUUUUGUUAUUCGAGAUACUAUAUUAAACAAAGUAAACCAUGAGUGUAACAUCAAUGUGAAAAAACACGGUGCUUGUACUUGUCUUCUUUGGAUUCCUAGUAAACAAAAGACUUGUGUUUCCAAAAGGCCAAGAUUAAGCAAAAGAAAUUAUGUGCCACUAGAAGAUGCUUGUAUUGCAAUUGGAACUGAAAAAGGGGAAAUUUUUGUAUAUAGUUCUGUAAAUACAUUAUAUUUUAAGAGAUUGGUAAGUGAACAUUCAGACAUUGUAAAUGAUCUUUGCUGGAAUGUUGAAGCAGAAACUUUGUUUAGUUGCUCCAACGACAGCACUGUUGCAAUUUGGGAUAUUGCAAAUGGAAAAAUUAAGUCAAAAUGGAAAACAGGCAAUGCUGUUUAUUCAAUUUGUGCUAUUGAUGAGAAUAAUUUAUUAACUGCAGGUUGUAAUAUACUCUGGUGGAAUGUUCUGGAUCAAACCUUAAUAAAAAAGUUUAACCCACAACAUUCAAGUAUUUUCAAGUUGUUACCAAUUUAUGUUGAUGGUUCGGCCAGUGCUCAGUAUUUUCUGUCUGCUGCAGCAAAUGAUAACAGGAUAACUGCAUGGAGUUUAAAAGAAAGUAAUAAAAAUCCAAUUGCAACAUUUGUCUUAAAUAGUGAGCCACAAAGCAUGGAAAUUUCCAGAUCUUCAGAAAAUAAGCCUUUACUUUUAUCUGUGACAACUAAACAAGGAUCAGUGCAGAUAUUUGAACAUGUGUUCAAUGGUAAAAUUGAAGAGAGCAAACUACCCAAAGCUUCCAUCCACGUAACAUCAAAUUCUGACAAAUGUUCUUCAAAGUUAAAAUCGAUUCCUAUUUCAUCAAAAUUGUCCAAGGACUUAGAGACUUGCCUUAUAGUCUAUGGAUCACCUUCCAAGCCAAUAUUCGAAAAAGUGGAUCUUCUGGAUUGUCCGAAAGAUUUUAUUUUAUUAAAAGAAAAAUGUAAUGUUAAUGAAGAUAGUAAAGCAAGGAUAAAUGAUACAACAAAGUUAAAUGGGAAUGUUUCUCCCAAUCGAACUUUAUCUCCUAUCCCAUCAGUAGAAAGCACUAAAAGAAAUAGUAGAAAGGAAGAACCUAGCACAAGUAAUUCUGAAAUUGUUUCUAAACACCUUGUGAAAACAUUAAAAAAAAUAGAUAGUUCAAGUAGUGAUGAUGAUUCUUGCUCAAUGGAAACUUCAGGUGCUUCUGAAUCAAAUGAUUUACUCAAGCUUCUUCUUCAAGGUCUUCAAACAGAAAAUAAUGCAUUUCUAAAUACUGCACUACAAUGUGAUGAUGAUGUAAAAAUUAGGAAUGUACUCAGCCAAUUACCAUUACAGAGUAUAAAAAUAAUUUUAAAACAUUUGCAUCAAGUGCUCAAGUUGCAAAGGAGUGAUCUCCAUGCAAGAAAGUGGCUUAAAGAAUUGUUAGGACUUCAUUUGUGUCACAUUAACUCGUGUGAUGAAAUGACAGAAAUUUUAAACAAUAUAAAAGAGCUUAUUAAGUCCAAGAGGCCCACUGAGACUAUUUCAAAAAUAUGUGCAUUAAGGGGGCUGUUGGCUAUGUAUCAGAAACAGAUUGAUGAUACUGAUAGUGCAGAUGCUGAGCAAAAAACAGAAUCCUAAGAGUGUAAUUCAUUUAGUUUUAUCUGUAUUAUAUACAUGUAAAUGAGAAUCGGACAGCUUGUUGUUUUUUCUUUUAUUGUUGAU
This is a messenger RNA of Uloborus diversus, 1834 nucleotides long. RefSeq names its product WD repeat-containing protein 43-like. The coding region runs from base 47 to 1750 and encodes 567 amino acids. The record is from RefSeq and is a predicted model, not a curated record. Gene Ontology annotation, cellular component: nucleolus. NCBI's taxonomy places the organism in Eukaryota, Metazoa, Arthropoda, Arachnida, Araneae, Uloboridae. The transcript is spliced from 15 exons. Gene Ontology annotation, biological process: maturation of SSU-rRNA from tricistronic rRNA transcript (SSU-rRNA, 5.8S rRNA, LSU-rRNA). Gene Ontology annotation, molecular function: protein binding.